Molecule: messenger RNA, 2619 nt
Organism: Chionomys nivalis (European snow vole)
Lineage: Eukaryota; Metazoa; Chordata; Mammalia; Rodentia; Cricetidae
Product: C2 calcium-dependent domain-containing protein 4A-like
Exons: 2
Coding region: 1278-2426 (382 amino acids)
Source: RefSeq, a predicted model, not a curated record
AGGUGCCCAGCCAUUCAUUACUUUGUGUUGCUCCAAUUUAUCUCAUUUCUUCCUUCUCUCCAACUAUUCACUUUGGUUCCUAUAAUUCAUGACAUAUAUGGUGUUGGCUUAGUUAGGGUUUCUAUUGCUGUGAAGGAAAACCAUGACCACAGAAACUCUUAUAAAGGAAAAACAAUUAAUUGUGGUAGCUUACAUUUUCAGAGAUUCAGUCCAUUAUCAUCAGGGCAGGGUCAGGACCACUCCCACAGGUUAUUUAGGACAGGUGGUCUUUGGGUUUUGUGUGCCCCCUUUCCAUGCCAUGCUUUCCUGGCCACCCGGGACUGCUCUCUUUAGCCUUUGCAGAGUUUCCUCAAGUCCCUCAGAUUUCAGCUUUCACACCCCUGCAAAUAAAAGUUAGGCCUUGCCAAGAGUGUCCUUCAGUUUUGUGGAAGAUUUUGUUUCCUAGAUAGGUCCAUAUUAGGGCAGAAAGAAAACGGUAGCUUUGGAAAAUUAAGUAUUUUUAGGGAUCGGAGCAGAACUUCCAUCUUUUGCAGUAGCUUAUAAUCAUCCAGAAACUUUUGCAUAUUAUUAAUUCACGCAGGUCACCAAUGCCCAAGGCUUAGGGUAGCCCAGAUCGUGUGAUAUCAGGAAGAGUCCGGCAGAGAGAGAGGCUGAAUAAGGUGUGGACCCGGCACUUAGGACUUGCACAGCUUUUGAGUAAACGAGGUACAGAACUACUUCAUCCAACCUUUCAGCCCGCCCAGUGUUGAAUACAAGUCGUCCGAAUAUGUCAAGGGUAAACUGACUAAUGCAUUUUCAACUUCUCAAAAACUGUCUGCAAAACUGUCUGCAUGUAACCCUAUCCUAAACGGACAUGCCAAGUUUAGUCUGUCCUUGGAAACAGAUGAACACCACCUGCACACGGUGAUGAAUGGGGGCAGAAAAACAGAAACCAGUGGAACUUGAGUGUAGAUCACGCGCCUAGUGGGGGGCCGGAUUUACUGUUGCCAAAUUCAGCUGUCUGUUUAUUCAUCCUUCCUCGCCUUCUCUGAGAGGCCACAAACACUUUGAACUGCAAAUCCUCUUUGGCAGGGUGACAGGGUGGCCUCUAGUCACCUGCAACAUUUCCCAGGCCUGUAUGUGGCGCUCAAGCGCAGGGACAGCCAAGAUAGGUCCCAGAGCCAGCUCCUGCGACACCCACAUAGCCACUUGAGACGUAGAAGGAGGAAGUGGCUGUAAGGCGGGCUGUCCGUUGUCCCUUGGGAUUGGGCCCUUGAAAGCUGGGCGGGACUCCGGCUAUGGUAUAUAAGAGGCGCACCACUGUCCCAGCUGUAGUGCUGAAGGUGCUCUUGCAAUCAGAUCCAGCGAGACUGAAGAAGAAAAGGCACGCUUCUGUUCGCCGCGCUGAACCUCAGACUAGGAGGAUGCGCCUCCUCGGUCGACUCCGCUCCUCGGCUCCUGAGCCCGCCUUCUCCAACGUGCUCACCCCGGGCCGCAUCCCAGAGUUUUGCAUCCCUCCGCGGCUGCCCGUCCCUUGCGUUCCCGAAUCGCCGCAAUCGGCCGCAGCUCUACCUUGGCGCUGCGCGGCCGAACCCGACCUGUGGCUGCGCAUCCCUACGGACUGCGACGAUAAUGACUUUGACCACACGGGUCGAACCGACUGGGACCCGCGCUCACAGGCCGCGCUCUCGCUGCCGCACCUGCCCCGCGCACGCACCGCCUACGGUUUCUGCGCGCUGCUCGAGAGCCCGCACACGCGCCGAAAGGAGUCGCUCUUCCUCGGCCACCCAGGCGUUCCCCGGCCCGGACUUCGCCACCGCGCGCACACCUACGCGGGCCCGCGCCGAGCCUCGGACCCUGCGCGCACCGCCCCGACUGAUCUGAACACUGCUCCGCCACCCGCUCCUGUGCCCUGCGUACGCCGCCUCCUGCGCGCCCCCGAUGGGCUGCUGAGCCGCGCACUGCGGGCCCCUCGAGGUCGGGCGAGCACGCGCCCCACGCCCAGUGGCGCCGAGCGCGAGCGUGCUGCCUCCUGCGCGCCCCCGACCCCAACCGGCCCGGAUCAUGAACGCCUGCACGCCGAGGCCAACGUGGCUCUGGGCCGCGGGGAUUGCACGCUGCGCCUGGCCGCCGAGUACUGUCCGCGCAGCGCGUGUCUCCGCCUCCGCCUGUUGCGCGCAGAGGGCCCGGCCGCCGCGCUCGAACCCCGCUCCCUGGGCUGCCGCCUCAGCCUGGUGCUGCGGCCCUCGGGCCAGCAGCGCGCCAGUGUUCUCCGGCGCAGCCGCAAGGCCGCCCUGGACCAGGACUGCUGCUUCGAUGGGCUCUCGGAGGAGCAGCUGCGCCGCCUGGCCGUGCGCAUUAAGGCUGAGAGCAAGGGCCGCGGGCUGGAGCGUGGACGACCGCUGGGCCAGGGUGAGCUGCUGCUGGGCUCGCUACUGCUGCUCUGAGCCCGGAUUCCGUGGGAGCAAGGACACUGACAUUCAUUUGGCCUUGAGAUGCAUAUACUCUUGGCCCUGGGACAUUCAGAGCCUCUUGGACGCUGACGGUGGCCUGCUUCUGGAACACACACACACAGCCUCUUGUCUUAAGUAUACUUUCCCUUUUGUACAAAAUAAAAGUUAUUUAUUUUUCUAUUUAUAA